Molecule: messenger RNA, 516 nt
Organism: Coccomyxa subellipsoidea C-169
Lineage: Eukaryota; Viridiplantae; Chlorophyta; Trebouxiophyceae; Coccomyxaceae
Exons: 6
Coding region: 1-516 (171 amino acids)
Source: RefSeq, a predicted model, not a curated record
AUGCGUUGGCUUACAGCCGUGGCCAUCUUGGCCAUGUUUGGGUCGUCUCUUGCUGUGAAGGACGUCCCAAUCAUCAGGGAGGUCAACAACGUCGUGGGGAGCAUUGUGGCUUUGGAAAACUCAAUCCUGGCUCCUCUGGCUCCCUUUGGAAGGAAGCUGCAGUCGUUCAUCCCGGCUGUCCCAAACCCAGACCCGAACGUGAUCAAGGCCAACGCCAUCGGCUCCAUCUUCUAUGUGGCUGGCGGCCUCUACAACCCCGAGCUCUACAAGUCAGCCGUCACCGGUGUGCAGCCUGCAGGCCGCAAGCUGCUGACGAACCUCCCCACCCUCCCUACCACCACCGCCAAGGGCCCCGACGGCUUCCCAGACCCAUAUGGCUUCAUCCCAGCGGCCAACAUGGUGGCGUCUGCACUGAAGGGCAAGUUCCCCCAUCGCAAGCUGUCCUCCGCUAACGAGGGCCUGAGCUCAGAUGCCGCGGCGGUGCACAGCGCCCUGGGCUUCAAUCGCAGGGCAUGA